Ostrea edulis (European flat oyster) is the source of this 1944-nucleotide messenger RNA. RefSeq names its product toll-like receptor 4. Gene Ontology annotation, cellular component: membrane. The record is from RefSeq and is a predicted model, not a curated record. Bases 1 to 1944 code for a protein of 647 amino acids. The transcript has a single exon. Gene Ontology annotation, molecular function: transmembrane signaling receptor activity; protein binding. Lineage: Eukaryota; Metazoa; Mollusca; Bivalvia; Ostreida; Ostreidae. Gene Ontology annotation, biological process: immune response; toll-like receptor signaling pathway; inflammatory response.
AUGUUCUUCAAUUCUUUACCAGAGCUCCGCUUCCUAGAUUUAUCGUAUUGCAGUGUAAGUCAUGUGGAGGAAGGAGCUUUCGUUGAUUUGGAUAAUUUGCAACACUUAGAUGUUUCCUUCAAUAGAAACUUAGGGUUUGCGUCAUUGCCAAAUCUGACAUUUGGUCUCAUCAAAACAAGGAUUAGUUCGCUGCAACUGAAUGGGAUCACAUGUAAGACGGGAACAGGUACAACCUUAAGACGUCUUCAUGUAAGAAACAUCAGAGAAACACAUAUUACAGAACUUUCGUUAGACAGCAAUAGACUGGAAUUAUUUGAACCAGGAGUAAUUGGAUGGUUACCAAAAACGUUAAAGGUAUUUUCAAUGGCUAACAAUAAAUUAACAACAGGUGUAUAUCUUUUAGAAUUUGCAUCAAUGACGAAUUUAAGAAUUUUGAACGCAAGUUUACAGCUUCAUCCACCGAAAUACCCUUCGUCUGUGCUCGAUAGAUGUCAAGAUAAAGUGGAAAGACAAAUUUAUGAUGGUGCUAAUGAUUCAAUCAAAGAAAUGUUAGGAAACUACUACAAUAAUGAUUAUUCUCUUAACUUUAACUGGACGAUUCCUUUACUCCCAAAUCUUGAAACAUAUGAUGCUCAUUCUAGUAGAUUAUACUUUCAUGUUCCAGAUUUUUCUGUGUAUGCUCCAAAUCUUCGACACGUGUACCUUCAAAACAAUUUCAUAAUUUCAUGGAUGGGGCAUAUACAAAUGAAAAACUGCAAUAUAUUAACCUUGGAUAUUUCAAACAAUCUCUGCUCUCACGUGUCACUACAAUUUUUUCAAGACUUGAAACAUGCACGAUAUUUGAACAUUUCUCACAAUGACUUAGGACAAGAUUUAGAAAAGGACACAGAAGGUGUACUGUUUAAAACUCUUGAGAGACUGGAGGUUUUGGACAUGUCAUUCAACAGAAUUUCGUCGUUACCAAAGCAAAUUCUGAGAAAUUCAAAAAGGAUUAAGUACAUUAACGUUAGUAACAACAGAUUAUCUGAUUGGAAAGUUAGUGUGAGUGGUAUGUCCAAUUUAACAUUGCUUGAUUUAUCUCAAAACAAAUUGACAACGCUUGAUGACAACUCUCGUACUAACAUAGAAAGAGCUUUCAAACACUCCAAUGUAUCCAUUGACUUGUCUGAGAAUGCGCUAGCUUGCUCAUGUGAGAAUCAAGAAUUUCUAGUAUGGAUGAAAGAAAGCAAACAACAUUUUCUCUACGUCGAUAAUUACACGUGCUCUCCACCGAAUCCUCGAUUUAGUUUUAGAACAUUAAACAAAUCUGUGAUUUCGUUGUCAAAGUCUUGUAAAUCUUACUUAGGUUGGUACGUUGGAUGUGCAGUGUCAUUGGCAGUAUUUUGUAGCUUUUUAACAAGUCGGUUACUUGUCAAGAACAAAUGGAAAAUCCGAUAUAUUGUCUACAAGUCAAAGCAGAAAUUUGGAUGGGUAAAGCAAGGCAAUAUACAGGGGUCAACCAACGUGCAUUACGAAAAUGAUGUAUUUCUGUCCUACAGUGGUUCUACUUUGAUGUUUGUACUGAAUGAGGUCAUUCCUCGUCUGGAAGGAAACAGGAAUAUGAAGCUUAUCAUCAGAGAUCGGGACUAUUUGCCAGGAUUUCCAAAAACGGAUAGUAUAAUGCAUAGUCUACAAGAGAGUCGAAAAACUGUUUGUAUUGUGUCCAAAAAAUACUUAGAAUCCAAAUGGCGCGACUAUGAACUGAACAUGGCGAAGACAGAAGGCAUUGUCGAUCGGAGUGGCUUAGAUUUUGUCAUUCUUAUUUUGUUACCGGAAGUUUAUAAUAGUGGUUAUCCUAGAAAAAUUAUGGACCUGGUGAAGAGAAAUUGUUAUAUUGAAUAUCCGGAAGAAUCGUGUGCUUGUGACGAUUUCUGGAAUAAAUUGGUCGAUAUGAUUGAAAGGUAA